GCCAGAAUGACUGCCUCGUAUUGCCUCUCACCGUCUCUUGAACCACUGGCUGGGUUUAUAUCUUCAACACCGUUGGCCCCGAGUUCAAUUUGUCAAUGUCGGCCUUAACGAUUCAUCAUAUCCGCUGACUACAUUUCCUUGAGCAUAUCCUUUUUGAAUUUAGAACUCCAUUUUCCUUCUUCUCUUCGAUUGACCAGGCGAGCUAUUGAUAUCGCCUUUAUGACGACAGACAGGACCGUUUUGUUUGUUGAUGCAUAUGACUCCUUCGCGGAGAACAUUGCAGCUCUUCUUCAACAGAAGCUGCAUGUCACAGUUACCUUGAUCCAUAUCGAUUGCGACAUUCCUGCUCGAUUUGGCCUGAGUGUAGAAGAAUUUCUUUCCACUUUCGAUGCCAUCGUCCUCGGUCCUGGUCCAGGCAAUCCCCAGAAUGAAUCAGAUGUUGGACUAUUCAACACGGUGUGGAAGUGCUCACCUCUACUGAACAUCCCUGUGCUGGGAAUAUGUCUUGGCUUCCAAAGCCUGUGCAUCAACUACGGCCUGCCUGUCGUUAAACUAGGCCUGCCAUGUCACGGACACGCAAAGGCAAUUCUGCACACGGAUUCAGGAAUUUUCAAUGGCGCUGGAAAUGUCGUGGCGACGAAUUACAACAGUCUCGGGGUACGGAGGGCUGAUAUGGACAACUCUUUUGUCUCACGCACCAGUUCCUCAGGCUCCGUUGUCAGUCUGUCAUCUUCUCGCAGUUUUCUAUCAGAUAUUUCGACUCAUGAUGAUUCCGUGUCGAGGUGUCGAGACAGGAAGACUGUGGAUCUGACAAUACUAGCUUGGGACACCGAUAACUGGGUUAUGGCCGUGAAGCACAACCUCCACCAUUUUCACGGCUUUCAAUUCCACCCCGAAUCCUGCAAAUCCAACGAGGCGUGUGUUACACUUCUUAAGAAUUGGUGGGACAGUGCAGCCUUGCACAACGAACGAUAUCGAGUCAACUGUGGCGCGAAGACUCUAGCCAUCCAAUCCCAUUCAUCAUCACAAAUGGAAAAGGGGCCGAUAGAUACUGAGUAUCUGCGCCUGCAAACGAGGCUCGGCCACCUGGGCCGUCAUAUCGGCCAAGACUUACAUUUUGUUACACUGUCAUCAAUCGAAGCACAUGAUGAGAUUGCUCAACUUUGUUACGAUAUGUCAGGGGAUGACAAUUUGGUCAUGCUGGAAUCGACCCGGAAAGGUCGCUAUAGUAUCUUUCCUUUCCCUGACGAGUCCACAUUUCGACUUGAAUACGGCCAGAGCCAAUGCAAGACAGUUGUUGGUUCGUCAGAACAAGUCCAUCGACUGCCACGACAAGCAGUUGUGACGCUAUUGGAGUGGUUCCUUCUUGAGAAGCAGUACACCGCAGAAAGUAGGGAUGUGCCAUUCACAGCCGGAUUCAUGGGCUAUUUGUCAUAUGAGUUCGGGAUAGACUCGCUCAACAUGGAAACUUCCGCCUCUCACCAAGCGUCCUCACCCCGAUCCACAUCUGACAUCAGUCUUGCCUGGGUCGAUCGCAGUAUUGUCGUGGACCACCAUACCCAGACAGUCCACAUCCAGUCGCUACGAAAAGAGGAUGGCAAUUGGUGCGAAGAAAUGGCUCGCAAAAUCAAAGCCAUGACUGCCCCGACCCCGGAUGACUCUCCUUCAGAAUCCAACUCUCUCUUGAGAGAGAUCCAACAGUCUUCACAAUUCCACUGCCCCGAUCACGACUCAUACAUCUCUCAAAUUCAACAAUGCCGUGCCCAACUCAUUGCCGGCAACUCCUACGAAUUAUGUCUAACAACAGAAGCAAGCAUCACCACCCCGAAAGGACGAGACCACGCAUGGAUCCUGUACCGGAAUCUCCAACGUCACAACCCAGUUCCAUACGCUGGCUAUGUACGACUAGGCGGCACAACAAUCUUGAGUUCGUCGCCGGAGCAUUUCAUAUCAUGGACUCCUGAGGGAACAAUCGAUAUGAUGCCCAUGAAAGGUACAGUCAAGAAGAGCCGCGACAUGACGUUCGCCAAAGCAAAGGAGAUCCUAGCAUCGGCAAAAGAAUCGGCCGAAAACCUUAUGAUCGCCGACUUGAUCCGCCACGACCUAUACUCGACCGUGUCUCGCGAUGCCUUGGUUCAAGUGGUCAAGUUGUGCGACGUGAUCGAAACCGAGACUGUAUAUACGAUGAUAUCGCACGUUCGCGCACAUGUACCGCUGGAACAGCACAACAACGACAAGGACAAGAAUGAACCCACCGAGUCUACUUCCCACCCAUCCAGACCCUCCUCCAUCCAACCGCCGCACGAAUCUCGCAACGCCACUAUAACGCGCUACGGCCUCAAAUCAUUAACACGAACUCUCCCCCCUGGAAGUAUGACAGGUGCACCUAAGAAACGAUCAUGUGAGAUCCUAGCCGGUUUGGAACGACGCCAUCGGGGUAUCUACUCAGGUGCCAUCGGUUACAUGGACGUCGGUGGGUUUGGGUCAUGGAACGUGUGCAUUCGCACUGCUUUCGCCAAUGAUUCAGAUGAUCAACAUGACGACAACGGUCGUGUAUGGCAGAAAUGGCGGAUCGGUGCUGGUGGUGCCAUUACCGUACUGAGUGAUGAUGAAAGCGAAUGGGAUGAGAUGAUGACGAAGCUUGAUAGUGUGGUUAAGGCGUUUCAAUCGGUUUGAUCCCAAUGGGAGAGGGAGAUAUAACAGGUAUGGGUAUGGGUUGGGGCAGCGAAAAGGAAGAGGAGGAGAGAACAAGGAACUAGACUGAUGGAUGAGGUAUGUACUUACAUUUCACGGCGUAAUCGACUUUUUCAACAUCAGGUACAAUAUGUCGAUGAUACCCCUUGGGCGGAGAGCAAGUAUGCAUGACUCAACGAUGCAAAAGACUUUUUAGGACUUUCAAUUGAAAUUUUGUUUUCGAUAAGGAUUAAAA
Molecule: messenger RNA, 2929 nt
Organism: Exophiala mesophila
Lineage: Eukaryota; Fungi; Ascomycota; Eurotiomycetes; Chaetothyriales; Herpotrichiellaceae
Product: aminodeoxychorismate synthase
Exons: 1
Coding region: 220-2676 (818 amino acids)
Biological process (GO): L-tryptophan biosynthetic process
Source: RefSeq, a predicted model, not a curated record